Molecule: messenger RNA, 1281 nt
Organism: Macrosiphum euphorbiae (potato aphid)
Lineage: Eukaryota; Metazoa; Arthropoda; Insecta; Hemiptera; Aphididae
Source: the annotation of a GenBank genome assembly
AUGUACCCGUUGUCGGAGGAAGAUAGCAUGACGUCCCCAGGUUUUGCGGUGGUGUCGAGCUGUAGUACGGUGUCGUCGCCUUGGACGCCCGGCGGGGGCACGGCCGGCGGUAACCCGGACGGGCCGGACGGCGGCGGCAACGGUAUGCGCAGCGCGGCCGGCGUGAACGCGGGCAGCAACCUCAGCCUGGACGUAGACGACUGCGAUGACGACAAGGAACUGUCGGCGGCCGAUGCGGAGGGUGUGUGGAGCCCGGACAUCGAGCAGAGCUUCCAGGAAGCACUGGCCAUAUACCCGCCGUGCGGGCGCCGGAAGAUCAUUCUGUCCGACGAGGGUAAAAUGUACGGACGCAACGAAUUGAUCGCCAGGUACAUAAAACUGCGCACCGGCAAGACACGGACGCGGAAACAAGUCAGUUCUCACAUCCAAGUGUUGGCGCGCCGCAAGCUGCGUGAAAUCCAAGCCAAACUCAAAGUGUUUUGGCAACCAGGAUUACAGCCGGGCACAUCUCAAGAUGUUAAGCCAUUCGCCCAAGGGUACCCAAGCGGUGGAUCGACAGGCCUUAAACCCCCGUCUACUGCUGUAUCGUCUGAAAUCCAACCACCCAGUGUCCCACCUUGGGAUGGCAGAGCAAUUGCAACACACAAGCUGCGUUUAGUUGAGUUCUCCGCAUUUAUGGAACACCAACGAGAACCAGAAAUAUAUCAAAAACAUCUUUUUGUACAUAUUGGAGGACCAGUGAGCUAUUCAGAUCCUUUGUUGGAAUCUGUGGACGUGCGACAGAUUUAUGAUAAGUUCCCAGAGAAGAAAGGAGGCCUUAAAGAAUUAUACGACAAAGGUCCCCAAAACGCAUUCUUCCUCGUUAAGUUCUGGGCAGAUCUCAAUUCGAACAUUCAUGAUGAAGCUGGUGCUUUCUAUGGCGUCACUAGCCAAUAUGAGAGCUCUGAAAACAUGAGUAUAACGUGUUCAACUAAAGUUUGCUCGUUUGGCAAACAAGUGGUCGAGAAAGUGGAGACAGAAUAUGCCCGAUUCGAAAACGGUCGGUUCAUCUACCGCAUACACAGGUCACCUAUGUGUGAAUACAUGAUCAAUUUCAUACACAAGCUCAAACAUUUGCCCGAGAAAUAUAUGAUGAACUCUGUGCUGGAAAAUUUCACUAUAUUACAGGUGGUUACCAACCGAGAGACCCAAGAGACUUUACUUUGUACCGCUUACGUCUUCGAAGUAUCCACGUCAGAACAUGGCGCACAACACCACAUGUACAGACUGGUCAAAGACUAA